CAUGCAAGAGAAGCACCUGAAGGAUUCCAAAAAACGGAAAGCUGGGAAUUCACAUCACACAGGCCAUUGUGGUUCAUUGAUCUUCCGGGCUAGUUGCGUCCUGCCGCGUGUUUUCUCGGACUCGUGAACUCCAGAAGGCCAAAAGCUACUCACUUGCCAAGGAUGUCAACAGAGGACACCAUGCAGACGGAUCCGCCGUGCCAUGUUGAAAAGCUCCGGGACCUAUUUGAAAGCGCAGAGUUCAGCGAUGUUACCUUUGAGGCCUCUGAUGGGACCAAGAUUCCUGCACAUCGCAACAUCAUCUCAAUGUGGUCUCCUGUGCUGAAAGCCAUGUUCGACAGUUCGUUUGUUGACGGAAACCAGAAUUCAGUUGUAAGAAUAAAUGGCAUGGAUGGCUCCACAUUGAGGCUGCUCCUGUCAUUUAUGUAUGGCUUCGAGGUCAACCUUUCUCCAGAGUCUGUCAAGGAUGGACUUGCUGUGCUUGAAGCAGCACAUAAAUAUGAUGUUGCUGAGCUGACGAGCAUCAUGGACUCGAAGCUGUGUGAGAUGGAGGUCGAUGCCGAAUCACUUAUUGAUGUGCUGAAAACAGCCGAUCGAGUGGGUGCAGGAAAGACCAAACUUGCCAUGUUCAAUCACAUUGUUGAUGACUUCGAGCACGCACAAAGUCAAAAGCUUGUGCAGGAUAUGAUCUUGAGCUUGGAUCAGCAUGACAGGGAGCUUGCAGCAGAGCUUGUUGGCAUUGUUUGGCGGGCCUAUAUUCCAGAGGAAUAGGCUGGUAGCUUAAAGCAAGGAUCUCAACGUGCACGGAAUCAAAUCCAAGAGGUUUCGAAUCAGGUUGGCAAAAUGAGCGAAACAGUAACAUCAGCUUUCCAACACUCCUCACUCCUCUCACUUUUUGCGACUUGCUGCUACCAAGCUUUUCGGGCUUGAUUUCCUGCUUCUUGUGUUUCUUCCUUUAAAUGUACUGACUGGUUAACUAAAUGUUGGACGUAUGA
Messenger RNA from Closterium sp. NIES-67, 995 nucleotides. The record is from the annotation of a GenBank genome assembly. NCBI's taxonomy places the organism in Eukaryota, Viridiplantae, Streptophyta, Zygnematophyceae, Desmidiales, Closteriaceae.